CGCCGGCUCGGCGGGGCCGGCACUGAGCGGGCGGCGGGUGCCGCCGCCAUGAAGAGCCCCCGGGAGGCCGGGGGGGCCGCCGCCAGUUGACUGCAUCCAGCUGAAAGUGCCAGUGAUUCAGCAGCUGUACCACUGGGACUGUGGGCUGGCCUGCUCCAGGAUGGUGCUUCAAGGAACAUGAGCUUAGGUGCAGGAGAAAUACCUAUUUAGAUGUCCACUUAGUAGAUAUGAAGCAGAAGAUUUUCAUUUCUCUCCAUCCCUUCUGCCAAGACGUUAGUCCGUGUGCUGGUACCUGAAUCACUUGGACAAUGACGAGUUUCAGAAAGCCAUCCAGGAACUCCAGUUAACAAAGAGUAUCUGGACUAUUGACCUGGCCUACCUAAUGCGGCACUUUGGUGUUAAGCAUAAAUUUUGCACCCAGACACUUGGAGUGGACAAGGGCUACAAAAAUCAGUCAUUCUACAGGAAGCACUUUGACACAGAGGAGAAUCGAGUGAAUCAGCUCUUUGCACAGGCCAAAGACUGCAAGGUGCUGGUGGAGAAGUGCACAGUAACUAUUCAAGACAUCCAGAACCACCUGUCCCAGGGUCACGUAGCCAUCGUCCUAGUGAAUGCAGUCCUGCUGCUGUGUGAUCUUUGCUCAAGUCCUGUCAAAUAUUGCUGCUUCCUCCCCAUCGGACAGAAGUGCUUCUGCAGGAGCCCUGACUACCAGGGCCAUUUCAUUGUGUUAUGUGGCUACAACAAAGCCUCAGGGAGUAUUUACUACAACAACCCUGCCUAUGCUGACCGAACAUGCUGCACCAGCAUCACUAACUUCGAGGAAGCCAGGACAAGUUAUGGCACUGAUGAAGAUAUUCUGUUCAUCUACACAGACAGCUGACACCCACAGUGGAUACUCCUGCUCCUUCCUGCUCAGCCUGCAUGGCAGCUGGCUGCUCGUCUCAGGACUCCCCUGCACAGACCUCGCUCCUGAACUGCAGUGGGACCUCAAACAAGGGAGGCUUUAUGGACAUUGACAGGACUCUAUUGCAAUGCUGUCUUUACUUUUUUUUUUUUUUUUCCCUGACCAUGUAUCUGAUUUUGCAAUGUAUGUCUCUGGUUUUUUGUUUGGUUUCUUUUUUUUUUUUUUUUUUUUUUUUUUUUUAAUUUUCAACAUUGCACAUUUCACAGCAGUUCUAAAAUACAGGCUCAGAGCCUGUUCACUUUCAGCUUAUUUUCAAAUGAAACACAUAAGAAAAAAGCACCAAAUUUAUGAACUUUAACACUUGGUAAUACAUGCACAGGUUUAGGUAAACAAAGAAAAAAAGUAGAAAAUACCUGUUUCUCUCUGUCGAAGCAUCAAGAGCUGAUCUUCAUCCUAAAUCCAGGGAUCUGAAGUUCAGCAGGGUAUUACAGAAGGAAAAACAUUAACUUAAACCACCUUUAAAUAACAAAAAAAUGCCUUUCUAGCUCAUCAGUAUUGUCUGCAUUGUAGGAAUGAAAAACAUUUACUCAAGGAAACUUCCCAUGUACCAAAUUCACCUUAUAUACAAAUUUGGCAUUUUGCAACAGCGUUAAAUUUUGAGUUGUAGUUAGUGGCAUUGUCCCCUUGCACUACAAACUCAAUCUCUUUUGGCUAAAUCCUCUUGGUGACUGCUUAGAGCUCCCAAAAUUUAAGUGAAGACAUUAUUUCCACCUCGAAGUCUUUACUGCUCUCUGCAAAAAAACCUCUGAAUGUUACGCCACGCACACGUGCCAGUUUCUGCAGAAUCCAUUCUAAACUUAUUAAGCAAAUACAGAAAAAGAUCAAUCAUGCUAAUAGUAUAUAUUUGGUGUGUAAAGUGUAAAUAUCUGACAGCAUCUACUGCAUUGUAACUAAAAUGUUGAACCAUAGAGCCAAAUUUUGCUAUUGGUAUUAGUUCAGUGACCUUCUAAGACGAGCUAAAAAUCAAUUAAUAAAAGAGGAAAUACAAACAUCUCUGCUACAAGUAAGAGGCAGGAACUCAGAUUUUUCUGGCUCUUAUACUACAACUGUAUUUGGAUGAAGCUGGAGUUACUAUAUUCAGACAUUAAGUGAACUUAGUAAAUUACUUUGCUGAGGAGCACUCUGAAGUGUAAGAAAUAGCCACCUAUUUCAGCUUCAUCCAUCACAGUUUCCUACAAGUCUCACCUUCAGUCCUGCCUCAUGUGGAAGUGGGUAGGAAAAUAAGCUGAUGUAAAACUAGGAAAAUUUUAGUUUGCACUUAAGACAGAGAUCCCACACCUUUGGCAUGGUUUUAGGAAAAAAACUGUUCAAGUUCUGGAACUGCGUGGGAUAACAGCAAAAGGACAUUAUUAUUUAGUGGUGGAUAUAAUAAAUAGGAAUCUACUUUCAGCAUGCUAAAAAGCCUUCUAAGAUAAACAUUUUAUCAGCUGUUGACUCACUGAAAAGUAUCUAUUAAGUGUUCACUAAGUACACUUUAAAUAAGAGUCAAGAGUGCUCCUUUGUACAAAGGCUAAAAAUAGUAACAGACAUCUAAAAUGUGGAAGCCUUUAAAAAGUUCCAAACGAAAAGUAUGUGACAAAUUUUCAGUGUGUCACAUUUUGCUUAUCACUGGUGAAGUUGAAAUAUAUUCUGGCCCUGAUCCUUGCAAAACCAGUAAAAGGCAGGAUGUGAUUUGCACAGAACCAGUACAUUGGUAUCACCAGCAGAAUCCCUCCAGGAAAAAGGUACAAAACCUACUGCAGGUAAUGCCUUUCAACUCCCCCAAAGCAGGUCAUCAGAAGGCUCCUGAUCUGGGAAUUUUUAUGUCCAGGUCCAAAAUCAUGAUGUUUGAUUUGGAGAGAUUGUAUUAGCUCUGUUAAUAAUUAACAGGUAUGUAAACUACAGGCUGUUAAGAGUACUUCCUUAACCCAUGCAUUUUCAGGUAGGUAGUUCAUUCAAUACCAUCAGACUGCCACGGGAUUUAUCUUAGAGCAGGCUUGGUUAGUUAAAUAAAAACAAUUGUUACAAAAGGCUUGUAAAUUGACAUUUAGCAUCUUACUGGUUCAGUUAAUAAAAGUGACUCUUGAGCUUAUAGAUAAAACAUGAACUUAAGGGCAAGCUGAGUGUUCUGAAGUGCACAGACAGGUGUAGCAGCAUUGACUGGUGUUUGGCACCCAGGGUUUAAAUGCUUCAACAGAAGUGAAAGACAAACAAAGCUGCCUAAGUUAGUGCAGAAAAAAGGAGAGCUCCACUCUUCCAACAGGAUCUCACACAGCUGCCAAAUGGAAGACAGCUAGGAGAGAUGAAAACACGAGGAAGAAGCAAAAGCCAAGUGAAAAGACUGUCAUUUGUGUCAUUUAUAUGACACAAAUUCAGAGGAAAAAGCAGCUCACUGCACAAACAUUCAACUUGGUUUCCCAUUACAAGACUGUCUAUCAAAACACCCAUUCUGAAAAUGUUCUGUUGCUUUGUUUCUGUCAGGAUGUCAAUAGCAAAGGAAGGGGAUUUUACAUGCAGGGAUUUUAUACAUAAAUAUAUUUUUAUUUGUAAUUAAGCCAUUCUCAAUAAAGGUUUAAACUCACAGAUAACCCUGUAACAUAAUGUAGCAAGUGCCUUUAUUAACCAACUUACUAGGAAAAAUGUUGGAAAAUCUUUAGAGGACGUGUUAUGGAUUUAACUGGAAAUGGCACAGCUGAAACUGUCCUAAAAUAAACAAAAAUAAGAAUUUAAAUAUUUAUUACAGCUAUAAAUUCAUAGUUGCAGGGCUGUGAACUGUAUUCAGUCUGCACUGCCUGAGCACCUGCUGCAUCACCUGAAUCAUACAAAGCAAAAUUUCAGAACACAUAUGUUGAGAAUAGCAAAUGUACCAUUAUUACCUGUAUUCCACAGCUCUUCUGUGUACUCCACAACCACUGAGUGUCCUGUUGGAGUGCAGCCCCAGGGAAGGAGUUUUCCUUACCCAUCCUGAUCCUCAAUAGCAGCUCCAUGGCUUUCUGUUCACAGGGAAAACUAUGCAACUGCCCCAGCCUGGGUCUGUAUUUCUGCCUCCCAGCAUGUCAGAGCUUUGGAAAUACUGAAAGCACCCAUCUCAGAAUGACUUCUGCACCUCGAAGGAGCCCAUCAAAGACACCAGUCCAGCUAUGGUUGUGGUGUAAAGGGAAACAGAACCCAGGGGGUCCUGAUCUUCAAACAACUAGGACAAGUCUGGGACAUUACUCAGCUCUGACAGAACUGCAUCAAAUAGUUUGUAGUUAGGGGA
Molecule: messenger RNA, 4202 nt
Organism: Chiroxiphia lanceolata (lance-tailed manakin)
Lineage: Eukaryota; Metazoa; Chordata; Aves; Passeriformes; Pipridae
Gene: GUCD1
Product: guanylyl cyclase domain containing 1
Exons: 7
Coding region: 383-880 (165 amino acids)
Source: RefSeq, a predicted model, not a curated record